CAACAUCGCGACGCGUCUCGGCGCGCGCCCGGCGCUCUCCGCUGCUCUCAUGGACGCCGGGAGCCAGACCUGGCCGCCCCCGGCCCCCUCGCCGCCGCCCUUCUCCUCGCGUCUCCGCGCGUCUCCUUCCCCGCACCGUCGCCGGCGCCGCCACUCCAAGAAGCAGCACAAGCCCCCGCCCGCGGAGCCGCCCCCGCCCCCGACGCCGGCGCCGGCGCCGGCGCCGCAGGGUGCGGACUUCUCCGCGCUCCCGCCGGAGCUCGUGCACCGAGCGCUCGCGGCCUCGUGCGCCUCCGACGUCGCGGCGGCCAGCCGCGCGUGCCGCGCGUGGCGGGACGCGCUGCGGCCGCUCCGCGAGGCCGCGGUGCUGCACGCGUACGGCCGGCGCGUCAAGCACGGCCCCGUGGCGGGUGCCGCCGCUCGCGGGGUCGGGGUCGGGGGCGGAGGGCGUAUCGAUACGGAGAGGCAGCGCGCGCUGGGACUGUUCCAGCGGGCGGCGAGGCUGGGCUCCGCGGCGGCGAUGGUGGACGCCGGGCUCAUGUGCUGGGAGGAGGGGCGGCGGGAGGAGGCCGUGGAGUACUACCGGAGCGCCGCGGAGCUGGGGCACCCCGUCGGGAUGUGCAACCUUGGGGUCUCCUACCUUGAAGCUGAUCCACCCAAGGCUGAGCAAGCCAUCCGAUGGUUUUAUCCAUCUGCAUCAGCAGGCAAUGCUCGUGCUCAAUACAACCUAGGCCUUUGCUUGCAGAAUGGGAAAGGGAUCAAGCGUAAUCAGAAGGAAGCUGCAAAGUGGUACUUGCGAGCUGCAGAGGGAGGGAAUGUACGAGCCAUGUAUAACAUUUCCCUGUGUUACAGCUAUGGUGAAGGGCUUGCACAAGAUCCAGUGCGUGCUAAGAGGUGGCUGCAACUAGCGGCUGAUUGUGGUCACAAGAAAGCUCUUUAUGAGUGUGGUAUUAAACUCUGUGCGGCAGGAGACAAGGUCAAGUCUCUCACAUAUUUGGAGUUGGCAACACGGCGUGGAGAAACUGCAGCUGCCCAUAUGAGAGACGUAAUACUGGAAUCACUCUCUGCUGCGAACUCACAGCGUGCCCUAUCAGAUGCUGAUAAAUGGAAACCUAGGGCUCUCCAUCCAAGAAGGUGAGAUGGACCACACCAAAACAUCAACAACUAUAUCAUCCAGAUGGCCAUUGCCUAUGUCAUUCGUAACCAGAACUGAAGUAUGGCUCGAAUGGGUGGAGCAAACAUGUAUGCUUUUGCAGCAUCUUGAGUGUUACCUUGCUGUAGCCAUACCUUCUCAAUCUGUACAAAGCCGUCCAUCACAGAUAACAACGGGAGAAGUUGCAAAGAAUUCCCAUGGCAAUAGUUCUGAAGGAGAUGCAGUGGUGCAAACAAAACUGUACAGUUCAAACUGCUGAUUUCAUCAGGGCUGACGCCUGGAGGCUGGACUUGUGUCUUUGUUGUAAAAGAAAUUUUGUCCAUUGAAAAAAGACAGAAAUCUUUGGUCAUAGACCAAAUGUGUGAAUGCUGUGUCGCUGUUGCAAUUAAAAGAAGUGAUGAACUCCUAUAGAGUCUCGGUUGAGUUUUUUUUUUUUGGAUAAGAAGGUUCAUAUUGUUGACAGGAUGUCUGAAGACGAGGGCCCCAAAACUAUAUAUAAUCACCACAAAAGGAGAUGGUAUUAUUGGUCUUUUGUUGGAGAAAAGAAGCUGCCAUCUAUUUUUCAAGUAUGUAUGCACUGGACUGGAUUGGACAUUAGUGCU
Molecule: messenger RNA, 1755 nt
Organism: Panicum virgatum (switchgrass)
Lineage: Eukaryota; Viridiplantae; Streptophyta; Magnoliopsida; Poales; Poaceae
Product: F-box protein At1g70590-like
Exons: 4
Coding region: 50-1138 (362 amino acids)
Molecular function (GO): protein binding
Source: RefSeq, a predicted model, not a curated record